ACAAACGAAGAAGACUGAACCGGAAGUGACGACACGGUGGGUUGUUGACAAAUCGAGCUAGCCAUUGCUAGGUAGCAUGGUAUUUACUUGACUUCUUUACUAAAUACAGCGUACAUAAUGAGUUCUCUAGACGAAAGGCACGGAACGAAACGUCCAGCUUCUCCAAGUGACGAUGGGUCCACAUGGGCGACAGCUGAUCUGGGAAGCGAUGAAAGGAAGCUGAAGUUUCUACGUUUGAUGGGCGCCGGCAAGAAAGAAUCCACCGGACGACUCGUGAUUGGCGACCACAAGUCAACUUCCCAUGUCCGCAGUGGGAUGGAAGACAGAGAGAUGAACGAGCAGCUGGAGAUGCAGUACCAGCAGGGCAUGGACGGGAAGCUGUCGGGCCGGAACCGGAGACACUGUGGUCUGGGGUUCAAUGAGGUGAGGGGUCACAUAGAGCCAGAGGAGGGGACACGCAGAGCCAGAGGAAGGGACAGGGAGAUUUUUGUAAUACUCUUAAAGGUCACCUAUCAUGUAAAAUCCACUUGUUCACGUCUCUUCUACAUCAACCGAAUCAAGCUUCAUAUAAACCCUUUGCUCAACACUGCCAAACGGAGAGCGCAGGAGGUUGACUUCAGCGCGGCGAUGAUGAGGAUGCGGGUAUGGAAGUGCUUCUGGGAGGCACUCAGAGAGAUGAGUCAUCAGCCUUGGCUCAGUGACCAGGCUGCCUGCAGUCAGACCUGGAUCACUUUCCCUCCAUCAGCAGGAUGUUAA
Molecule: messenger RNA, 756 nt
Organism: Notothenia coriiceps (black rockcod)
Lineage: Eukaryota; Metazoa; Chordata; Actinopteri; Perciformes; Nototheniidae
Gene: cunh11orf58
Product: chromosome unknown C11orf58 homolog
Exons: 5
Coding region: 118-756 (212 amino acids)
Source: RefSeq, a predicted model, not a curated record